Molecule: messenger RNA, 14246 nt
Organism: Nylanderia fulva
Lineage: Eukaryota; Metazoa; Arthropoda; Insecta; Hymenoptera; Formicidae
Product: frequenin-2
Molecular function (GO): calcium sensitive guanylate cyclase activator activity; calcium ion binding
Source: RefSeq, a predicted model, not a curated record
CAGGCGCCGCGACGCUAUGACGUCACUGGUCCGCGCUUCGCCAACGAACGUACUCCGCCAGCGAAAAAGCAAUAUCAUCGAAAAGAAAAUCUACGUAGGAGGCGUAUCAACGAAUAAGAUUCCGAAUAAGACGAUGCGAAUAAACGACCGAAACCUGUAUCAUAAUUCAAUCAAUUAAAUACGUAGCCUCUCUCCUCUUCUAUCCCCUUUUUAUUUCUCCCCUGGAGCAGAUUAAAUCAAAAACUAUUCCUCGAUCGCGACACAGAUUUUACCGAGGGACAUCGACGUCUUCUCGAGAUCGAAGAAAGUUUCGCGCCUGCCUGCAAAACACACCUCCAAAUUGAAUUCACCGACCAACUUCUUUCGAGACAGAGGAAACCCGGCUCGGCUCAACGGAGAGGGACAAAGUUACGAACGGGAAACUUAUCGGAUAAAAUUUGAUAGAGCACCUCCUCGCGUCCUCAAAACAGAAAGAGCCAAGGAACCGUCGCAUUUUUCCGGAGUUACUUCGAACGAAUUUUUCGUUUCUUGCUUCUUGGGUUGACGGUGGUGACGUUCUCGGUUCUCCGCGAGCUCGAACAAUCACCCGAACUUUCAAACUUCAGCAUCGAUCAGCCGCGAUUCGGAGCGAAUCGAGAGAUGCGAGCUGAACGGUGAGACCUCUUCGUCGGAGAAAGCUCGCCAACGCGUGUGAAAGAAGAGCGUGAGAAGCGAUUCAACGGGGUCAGAAGAUCGGUUAGAUUAACACACAGCAAGACGAGGCUAGACGAAGAUGGGGAAGAAGAAUAGCAAGCUCAAGCAGGAUACAAUCGAUCGACUCACCACCGACACGUACUUCACCGAAAAGGAGAUUCGUCAAUGGCACAAAGGAUUCCUGAAAGAUUGCCCCGAUGGACUGCUGACAGAACAGGGGUUCAUAAAGAUCUACAAGCAGUUCUUCCCGCAGGGUGACCCGUCAAAGUUCGCCUCCCUCGUCUUCAGGGUCUUCGACGAGAACGCUGACGGUACGAUAGAGUUCGAGGAGUUCAUAAGAGCGCUCUCGGUGACGUCACGCGGCAACCUGGACGAAAAGCUUCACUGGGCCUUUCGAUUGUACGACGUGGACAACGACGGCUUCAUCACGAGGGACGAGAUGUACAAUAUAGUCGACGCAAUAUAUCAGAUGGUGGGCCAGCAGCCGCAAGCCGAGGACGAGAACACACCGCAGAAAAGGGUCGACAAAAUCUUCGACCAGAUGGACAAGAACCACGACGACAAGCUCACGCUCGAGGAGUUCCGGGAGGGUAGCAAGGCCGAUCCCAGGAUCGUCCAGGCGUUGUCGCUGGGCGGCGAGUAACCCUGAUUUCCAUCACAAACGGCACCCGACCCUUCGAAAUCGGAAGUCUCCGCGCCGUCCUCAUUUGCGUAAUUAUCGGCGCGAGUUGGCCGCUCGUCCCGAUAAUCGGCCGAUGAGAAACGAUGACCCUGAGGAAAGGCAAGUCCACAUCCGCGCGGUCUGGCAUGCACGUAAUAAUAGAAAUUAUAUAGGCAAUAAGCGCGAAAAGCGUCUGAGAUGUAGAGAUUUGCGAAUAUUUUUGGAGAAAUCUCUCUCGUGUCGAAGGAAAGAAUUAUAAACUAUCUCACUCUCGGAGAAGAUCGAUUCUCGUUCCUCGUUAAAAUCGAUCCCUCCAUUUUCAUUAAUGAUCCGAUUUCGAGAAUCUCGCGAUGCUAAAUAGGUGUGUAGCGUUCAAGUAAAUCGUAGCUUUCAAGGAGACUGGACGUGACAAAUUACAUUCUUACUUAGAGAACGUGCAGGACUUCAAUAUGAACAAAUUGUUAGAGUACGAACGAUGAAGAUAUAUAUAAAUUACGAGAGGGAGAGCAUUUUCUCGUCGGGACGCUCUCUCGCCUCAAAAGCAGCUUCUUUUGUCCCGCGUUAUUCUUCCUCUGCAUUUUCCUUAUUCCCUACAAAGUAAUGUCACGGUAAUGAGAUAACGAAGAAAAUUCAGAGAAGACGCUCGACGAGCGACGAAUUUCAACGAAGCUCACUGGCGUUUUCGAUUAUUGCAGCGCGGUUCUAUAUUAGGUACAAAAAAAAGAGAAGGAAAAAAACGAAAGGGUAGCAAGGGUAGAAAUUGCAGCAGGGGCAAGCAUUCAAAUGCAGACACAACUGAUCGCGCAUUGUGCGCCGUUGCGUAGCAAGUACGAAGAAAAAUUUCAAAGUCACACAAUGAGGCACGUACGUAUUUCAACAAUACCGACAAAAGAAUCGGGAGACGUGCAAAUUUUUACGACGAUGAAUAGCACACACAAUAACAACGAGAGAGGGGUGCACUCCGUCUCUAUUUCUUUUGUAUUCUUUUUUCCCUUUCUUUUUUGCGCAACGCGAUUCAAUUAAAUGUUCUCGUCAUUCGAUCUUAAUUCACACAUUCAAUCGAUAAGUAGAAAUAUAUCGAUAUACUACGUUUGGAGACAUUUAUGUAAUAUAUUACUUUAUAUAAGAUUGAUGCUUCAAAAGUAUGCUGUCGAUUACUCAUUUUUAAAUGUCAAAAAACGAUGUCGGGUAUUAACGAGCGUUGCGUGCUACCGACAAAAUUGCAGCAGCGAUUUGAUGCCCGGUCGCCACCAUUUGCGCGUGCAAAAGUGAUUUCUUAACAAACCGCGAAUGUGCCAUCGACUCGCGCGACUUACGUAACGCCGGCAUUAGACGGCGUGGCAAAAAUUCGGCGAUACGGGAACGGUGACUAAGCAAGAAGGAAAGAAGAUGGAUAAUGGCAAUCUACUCUUUCCGAUAUUAAUGAGUGUUUUACGUCACUUAUACGAGAGAGGAAACCGUACGCGACCGUACAAUUUGCCUGCAUUUGCACCGCGGCCGUAUCAUCAAUAGAAUCCUCGGCGGAUUAUAUAGAAUGUGAAAUCGAAGAAAAGCGAAUAUAAUUAAAGUAAGUAUGGUAAGAACGAUAUAUAUCCUGGUGUGUUGAAGAUCGCGAGGAGCGAAGUUGUAUUAUUAUAUUGUAUGUGUAUCGCGAAAUACGCUCGCAGAAAUAAUGGGAUAUUUCGCUAGAAAGUGUAGAAAUAGAAUUACAAAGGCAGCGAGACUAAUGAAAAUAAUAAAUGAGAUUUAUUAAAUAUGAGUACCACAAGUAAUAUAGCAAUAACGAUCGACCGUCGAGUAUUAACGAGCAAAGUUACAUCUACUUCUCGUAGACCUUUCAAAAUUCUACGUGCUUUAAUUAUAAUCAUCGACGGCUCUUGAUUCCUCCACUUGUGAAUUUCAACGAUCUAAUUUUUAUUCAAGAUGACUCAAGUAGAAUAAAACUUACGAUCGAUAAAAAAAUCAAAGAAGAGAGUACCGGGCGUCGGAACAGGCACUUUUACCUAGAAUAAACUGAUUAGAAUUACAUGAAAAACGACUCUGAAACAAGACUGAAAGAGAACGAUAAUCUAUAUAUUUUUCACAUAACGACCGAUCGAUUAAUCAUCGUUAUAAUGUAAGACGUUUACUUUCAUGAAAUAUGAAAAUGAAGUCAAAGAUAGGAAAGUGGCGGAAGGGACAGAAAUAUCAGAUUGAAAUAAAGCGAACGUCGAGAGUGAUUAAGCUAAAUAAGGGAAAGGUCGAGCUUAUGAGACAGAUAUCUCAACAUUGCGCGAAUGCGAUUAAGGGAACCGAUAUGGGGAACAAUUGACGUCGAAAAUUCGACUCGACUGACACAAUUGAUUGUCUAUAAUCGCACUCGAUAUCCCGAUGAGACAAUAAAGCGAGACACAUAUACGCGUACGCACACAUAGGGAGGAGCGAAUAGCGAUAACGACUUGUAUUUAGUUAGUAUAGAGCGACGUGACAUUAUUGGUACACGGAUUUAUCGGAAUUUCGGAUCUGCUAUUCUCCGAUAUUAAGGAGAAACGUCAGAUGUUCGUCGGAUAAGAGCGGGGAAAAUCCAACGCGACAGAGCGAGAGCGCCAAGGACGAUUAAAGAGAGUGAGGUAGAUAGGUAUGGAAGUAGAUAGAAGAGAGAAAGACGGACGCGCCAGACGUCUCUCGGAUCGAUCCGUUAUAACAUUCUGCGAGAUAUAGCCGAAUGAGUGCUCGGGCGAACUCAUGCAAAGAAGAACAAAAAGGAACAAUGUUGGAGAUAAUCGCGCGAGAAUGGAAGAAAAGACAAGAAAAGCGCGAGGCGAGUUUAGCGGUUAGCUGUGUCGAUAUGGCGUUUCUUAUACAUAUAUAUGGGACGAGGGUGGGAUUCUCCACGACAAUAAGGAGACCCGGGUGGCGCCCGUCAUAAAUCUUGCACGGUUCAUGACCCCUCGGUCAGACCUUUUAAAGAAUAAACCCACGUUUACACGCGAGGGCGGAUAAGAAUUGUCGUUUCCGACGAAACUGGAAAAACAUCUCGCGAGAAAGCAAACACGAGGGAUCGGUGGCGUAAGAGAGAUAACGGCAAGUUAAAUGAGGUCCGAGAGAGAGAGAGGAUCGCCGACGACUUAUGAAAAAUGCAUAAGCAUUCGGUCUGCUGCUGCCAUGCAAUAUGUAACGCGUUGCUGCCAAAAACUGCACGACGAUGCGUCUAGCUGCACCUUUCCGCGGGCAAAAACCAGGAUUCGUUUUUUCGGAAACCACAGAGGAGUUUCGGUUUCAAGCUUCGGUUCUUAUUUAAUGGCAUAAUCUGUCCGCGAAAAAUCUCAGACGCGGCGCGGUAAUUAAAACCGUGUAAAAGUAAAAAAUUCACUCAUUUUGUCGGAUAAAAAAUGUAUACGAAUAUACAAUCGUAUGUUAAUGGGCGAGAUUUGAAGUAAGUUUUACGACGCGUGCGCCUGCAAAAAAAUCUUAUUGCCGCGGAAAAUUAACGCGUUUUAAAAAAAAGGAACAAGUAAAAAGUUUUUGCAAAGACGAAAUAACGAAAGGAGGAAAGAGAAAGAGAGAACUCCUUUGAGAAGCUAAAAUUCACAUAGUACCAUUGAAUUUUCAAAGCGAGGGUUCUAUCUUUUUCUAUCGUCGCACGUUCCGCAAUUCUACGGACUGGAUGAAUGCAAAGCGAGAAAAGAUACGAGUCAACUUACAGAGGAAUGAGUCUGUGACAGAGAAAAAUAACCGCAUAACCGGCAACAAAAAUUCACAAGCCCGGAAUAUCUCUAGAGAUUUAAAUGCAACUCGCGCGCGUUACGAAACGUACGUUAUUACUCCAAAUAACGUGGAUUUGCAUAUAUAUUUGUAAGGCGACAAAAAUUUUACGCACCGGAUGCGGCGCGUAAAAAUAUAUAAGCUCGACUGAAAUAAUAAAACGAUAUUUGCCCUAAGAGACAAAUAUUAAGUUUGCAAAAUGUAUUCGGCAAAUUUGCGACAUAAAUCAUCGCUUUAGAAUUCCGACUGGUGUAUCCCGCUUGAUUUAGAGAAGACCUAAGAAUCCGCUAUUCAUUUCGCAUGCGCGUAUCAACCAUGUGCGAACAAUGCAAUGGAAUUCCAUGAAUCUUGUCGCUUUAAAAAAUUACGCUCGCUACGUUUUUCAUUCAUUGCGGCACUUUUAUCCCUCAAUUUUUCACGCGCAAAAAGCUACGCAAACCUGCAACGAGAUCCGUGUAAUCAAUUCGUACGGAAAAUUACAAACGAUUCGCCUGCGAUAAAUAUUAUAUUUCGUUUUGUUUCGUACGCAUCUGACGGAAGAAUGAAAAAGCGAAUAUAUCGAAAUUCUAUACUUAUCCGACACUUUUCAGAACGAAUGUUCGUCGCACCGUAAACGUGCAAGAUACUCAUAUUUCUGCAGUCUUUGUCGUCCGCGUGUCGCGACGAUAUGUCAUUCUAAUUUUUUUUGUCAUGCUGUACUAAAUUGACGACGCUCGAUAUUACGAGCAUCUCGUGUAUCUCUCGUGCAUCUUCAUUUUUUCUUAAUUUUUUAGCCGCGCGAAACUUGCCAUCGCGUCGCGUCGACUCGCUAUAAAUUCAAGACGCGCGUGCUUGCGCCUUAACGUCAUUCCAUCCCCCGACACCUUUAUCCCUCUCUUCUCCUCCCCUUUCUGUGUUCUCGCCUAAGUUCUCACGUGGUUAGAAUUUCGGUGUUGGCGGAUAAGUCUAUUUCCAGAAUAAAACUUGAACGGCGGCCAAAGCAUGUUUAACUCUCUCUGAACGAGCGAGACUAAACUCAUUUGCGAAAUGUAUAUUCGAUGACUUAAUUUCCACCGCUAAUUUCGCUUCCCCGAGUACUACUAUUAGUUGCAGAUUUUUCCCGCUGCUCAAGAUUUACAACUACCUGAAAUUUGAGCUAUUCUUUAUUCUUCCUUUAUUUUCUCGCGCGUUUCCAUUCGUAAAACUUCCGAGCAUUUUUCAUCACCCCGUAUACCGAACAUAUUUUUCUUUUCAUGCUUGCUUUGCUCCUUCCCUUACUUGUUUUAUUCGUUUCUUUAUCGAGCGAUAGCCUGCAGAAUAUAUAGAACGAGCAACAAUGCGGUUAAGCGAAUCGCGAGCAACCAAGUAAAAUCGCGGCGAUAACAAUGGUGGCGAAGGAAAUUCUGGAAUAUAUGUAUGUUUGCAUACUGUAAUAUCUCAGCAGCCAAGAGCAACGAUUAAUUACACCCAUGAUAAACUCAAAAGCCAUUACGUCCUCGGCGAUUGUGUUUGUUCGUGUAACUUCAGUUGGUGUUUAAGAAUUCAUGUCCGCGCCGACACCUUUCAUCCUUUUCUUUUUAGAAUUCUAACGAUGUAUUAUUACUCCCAUUUAUACAUUAUGUGAUUUCAAAAGAUCCUUAAAACAAACAAUACCCCGGGGUCGUCGCAAAUUAGCAUCGCGGUCAUCUCAAGCGAGCUACCUACUCACGAGCAAAUAUUAACAACUCUCUUGUCGAACCACCAUUUACGGUGAGUCAAUCCUUGGAGCGAAUCCUUCGAGGUCGAAAUUAAUCAAAAGGCAUGCGGGCUCGGCGUGACGAAAGGAUCAAUAUAUCCGAAAUUUGUCGGAAGUGGAGACACAUGCGAUGUGCGCGUUUCUGCAGCGACGACAUCCCGCGCCGAUGAGAUAUCAAUCACCCGUUACAGAUCGACGUAUCCCAUUAUUUAGCUACACCAAAUAUUUACGGCACUCGCAAGCGUCGGAGAGACACGCGUGUGAUGUCCUCGAUGAAAUGGCGCGGACGUUUUCUCUGCGUGACAGGCAUCGCGGAGUAGGUCGAUAUUGGCAAACUUCCCGACUAUAUUUUUUCCCCUCUUUUUUUUCUUAUUUUUCUCGCACCAGCAUCUCCCCGAGGAGCUCGAGUAGCGUCGAAGAUAUUUGUCGAUAUCGAGACAAUAUCGACAAAUAUCUUUCGAGAUACACGAUAUUAUAACAUUAUUAGCUGCGAUUCGCUUCCGAAAGCGCGCGAACUCGCACUUCGAUUGCAACUAUUAACCGCGAUAUUCGCUUACGUAAUUCGCGGGUCAGGGAUUAUGACGCAUCGCUUCUUCGAGAGGGACCUUUUAUUUAUAUAUUCUGCAGGAUAUGCAAUCGAGGGUCCUUGACGCGUAUGUCUUAUAUCAUCGGACGUGAAGAAAUUCAAGUAUUAUUAAACAAAGAAGUUACUCGCGCGAAUAAAUUUUUUUUUCACAGCACCUCUGUUAGUUUGCGUUACAAUAACGACGAGCGAGUACAUAUACGGGACGACGAAAGUGGACAGGAUCAUCAAUAACAUGUAUAAUAACAUCGACUUGUUGACUUGUUGGAACGUGAUAGUAACUAAAAGAGUAUUUUUCCCGAACGUUAGACUCGCGUCCGAGGAUUUAUGUGUCAUGUUUGCGUCGAUCGAAAUUUUACGUAAGUAGAUCGUCGCCGCGGAACUUUCUUGUAUACAGGAGGAUUUUAAAAUCAAAGUCGCUCUCCUUUCCGUUCGAUCAUCCGAGUAGAGACUCUCCGAAACGGACGAAAUAACGAGGAUAAUCGCGCGCGAGUUCAAUCGUUCCUUCGGAUCGAUGCGGAGAGAAUUCGAGAAAGGAGAGUCUCUCUUUCUCUCUCUCUCUCUCUCUCUCUGAACAGAUCAAGUGAUACUCGAUCCGAAGGGAAAUAUCGAACCGAGGGUAAAGGCUAUUCCAAAAGCUCGCGAUCUCGAUACUCGCUCAAUUGAGAGAAUUGCUGCGCUAACUUUUCGCGAUGUUACGAACUUUCCAGCGAUGUCAGAGAUCAGAGUUCCGCUCCAGAUCGCGCGCGCAUCCAGGAAUUCGGCGCAAACGCCCGAGGGUUGUCGGGAGCUUUCCUCGCACAAUAUCUUGAUCCCGCGUAAACAAAUAAAUUGUUAUUGAAAUGCUACGCAAUUUCAACGCUUCGAUAUCUAUCGUUUAUUUUUCGCAUUUAUACGUUCUAGCCGAGGCUUUACCUGUCUAUACGUAUCGCGACGAUAGCAAGUCGUAUUGGGAAUAUGUCCUCUGUUAUUUCUCACCGACGCGCAAUGAAAAAGAAAAACGCGGCAGAGCCAAUAUUUAUCAAUCCAGAGAGAGAAUAGUUUGUAAAAGCAAUAACGGCCCAGAAAAAUAUAUCUCGAAGUGAGACAGAGCGAAGAAGCGGAAAGUGUUGUACGUGCAACAAACCGUCUCGCCUGCUGACGAGACAUAAAAAUCGGGCAAAUGUUGGCAAAACGCCACUCGGUGAGACACGCAAGAAAGCGAAACGCUGCCGGAAGGACCUUUAAGCAGCUCUCACGGAACCGCCUUAAUUGUCACGCGCGGACCGACGUUUAAUCACCCCCUUAAGCAACAAACAAACAUCAACGAGCUGCCGUUAUCCGAGAUGUUGGCGCGCGCGCGCGGUUUCGCCUCGAGAGAAAGAGGGUGAGCGCGAAAUCUCCUAACACGAAUAUAAAUAUUGGCGAAGAUCAACACGUGUCGUGCACGCGCAUCAGACUUCAGCGGAGCUUACAGCAACCCCCUCAAUCUAAAUAACGACUAUUUCAUGACGCGUAUUUUACACCGGCGAGCAAAUUUACCCACGUCCCGGAGAUUUAUUCGAGAAACCGUCAUCAGAAAUGUGAAAAAUUUCGCAUUAUUUCUCGUUCUCCAGCGCUUCGCUGGUAGGCGUCACGUAGUUAUAGCAUCAAAAUUAUGUCAAAAGCAGUCUCUUCUCUUAUAUUUUUUCCUACUUUCUUUUUAUUUUCAAAUCGAACCCUUUUCAGUUCUCGAACAUGAUUUAAGCGUUAAAUUUACGCGAAUGUUGCAUAUCAUUAAUGUAAAUGGACGAUCCCUGCAUAGGAAAAUAAGUCUAACAAUCGCGAAUAUUUUUAUGAGAAUAUCCUAGAAUAAUAUAUAAAUCAGCGGCAAUGAAGCAGAUUAUGCAGCAAGACAUGAUUUAUUCAAAAGUAUAUUUUUCAUCGUUCGUACACGUAGAUUUAUAUUCUUCGAUAAAUAUAUUACUAUUGUUAUCAACAUUACAGUAUGUAAAAAGAGCGCCGUAAGAAAUAGUACGUAAGGAAAUAUAUCUUGCAAUUUAGAGGAUUCAAUCUUUAUCACGGUCGCUUGACUUACUUGUGCAUUUUCAGUCUCUUAUUUUGAAAGUUACUCGCACAGGAGGAAACUCUCUGGAUGAAUCGUCAGCUCGUUAUUUUUAUGCUUCUAAGAUACUUCAAAGUAAGCCUGGUAAGCUCGAUUUCACAUUACUAUCACCGUACUACAUAAGAUGCUGCAUUCUUGCUGACGACACUCUACUCUACUUCAUAGGACUUUACGAUAUUCCUGCGAUUAUAUGACUUACGUGCGUGCUUGCCUCGCGGAAUCGUGGACGUGGCUCGAAGGGCCAUUUUUUUCGUAACAUGCCUCGAGCAUGUCCCGUCUCUGACAAGUCGGAGUGAGAAACUUUUCGACGCGAUGAGAAAAGCGAUUUUCUUUUUCCUACGAGAGGGAGACAAGUUGCCAAGACGAAAUAGCCGUUGAUAGCCGGUUUCGCUCGUUCCGACCUGUCCGAAAGAAAUGGAUGUAACCGCGUUUAAAAGUCUGCUUCGAACGCAACUCUGGAUAUCACUUGAACUCUAGCAAUAAUCGUGGAACACUCUGUUAGAUCGAUAGUGGCGGUUUUUAAACGUCUGUCGAGCGUUAAGUGCUGGUUGCACCAGCAUCAGUUAGCAUAAACUUAACAUUUCCUCUCUGUCUGCGCGCAGGGUUUCUUGUAAAUUUUCCAGCAAAGUUUCAAGAUCGUAUACUCUGAUAAACUUGGAGAAUAUAUGGAAAUUUCGGCACUAAGUAUACACCUCGAUGUGAUCGUGUCUAAUUAAGAUUUACUCGAUAUAUAAAUUACAAUUACCUUCUUUUGCACUUGAGAAUCAAUCGAAAGAUCAAUAUUUCAUUACCCGUUUCGCACUCUACUUAUUUCGCUGUAGUUUUAAUUUCACUUACUUUAAUUCGAAUCCAAUCUCCAAAUUUAUCAAAGAACUCGCAUAAAUAUACUACAAUCUAAUCGGAGAUAAAUUAAUGAUCUUAUCAGAUUAAUUCAAUCAGACUAUUGGUGCAACCCAAGUUACGAGCGACGCGUAUAUAGCUCAUGCGUCGAGUUCGGCGAAUUAAGGUAUGCGAAGGGACGAAUCACUUUGGUGACGUAUAUAAAAAAACAGCCGGGGUGGAGAAAGUCAACAAUGAUCUCCCGCAGCGAUCGCUUCAGCCUCCCUCCUCGGUUCUUCAUUUUUACGAAGGUGUCGCAGCGAUCGAAAGUUUUAUUUUUCUAUCAUGCGUAUCCGAUUUUGCUUCGGCGCAGCGCAUCCGCAGCAUCAUUGCGUCAAAAGUUGCAAGACGAGCAGGAAGGGGGAAGCCGUUGUCGCUCAUCUCGAUCAGCGGUCCAUCGCGAAUCUUCGAGUUCGUGCAUCGAUCUCAAGCGGGUGUCAGGUCAGAUGGGAGGAGAUUGCACCGGCAAAGAAGUAAACCGCGCGCCAUAAUGAAGAGAGAUUUUUAGAAGCGUUUUAAUGAGAAAAGAAGUAAUCCAUCAGCUUUAGCAAAGCUUUAGCUUUUGCAAUAUCCACGGCCGGCUCCGGCGCGGUCGAGGGUUGAUUUUCCUUUAAACGUCGGAUCCGAAACUGUUUUUCUACUUUUCUGGCGCAAAGUUGAACCCCGCUGAUGGACUCUUACCACCCCGGAUCAGAAUAAACAGAGAGAGAUAUAUAUAUGAACGGGUAUAGAACGCGCGCGAACGGCCGGUAUGUAUCGAGUUAAGUUUUUAUCUCUUCGUAUAAGAGAUUAUUAAGUAAAACAAACAAAAAAAAAGAAAAAGUCGUUUUAAGCAAUUUUUACAAUUUUCAACGGGAAGCGCAUAAGUGUAAGAGCUAACUCUCGCUUAGUGAAAUUCCUAGAUGCUUUUCGUGUUAAAUAAAUUCUUGUAGCAUUGCUUUGUACGAGCUAAGGGUCUCUUGUAGCUCGCGAAAAGAAGAAGUGGGAAGGGACGAAGAAAAAAAGGAGGGUAAACGAGCGCAACGAAGAGUGGCUGGGAAUGGAGAGCAAGGAAAGAAAAGCAAAAAGCACUAUACGUGCCAGCUCCAGGCGAUGUUUUCCAAUCUCACUACGUUCAUCUCGACGCAUCUUUUUCGCAAAGCGGUCGCCCACGAGACGUCAACGUUAAUAAUUGACAAUUAACGGGCUCGCACGCGAUCAAGAUGACGAUGGAGGAAGAAAAAAAAACUUGGAGCGAAAAGUACAAUAAAAUAUAUCACGAUAAAACUCCAGGGGGUCAUUAUGUAACUAUCAACCCGAGAUAAUCAUUCCAUUUGUAUUCGUUAAACGUGUUUUGCAUAUUUAUUUGAGCGAGAGCCAACGCGCGAUAGAAUAUAUCUGGUUUUCAUCGUUUAAACAGCUUAUUCUUUACGAUUUACAUAAUUUUAACCGCUAAAACGACUCGAUUCCAUUUCGAUUGUGCUAAUGGCUGUGAAACAAGAGUUCUCAAUUGCAAAUUUAAUUUAGCAAACAGAUCUCAACGUCGCAUUUAUUCGUGCUUGCAACCGUUUAUCGCGUAAUGUAAUCGACUGGAUCCUUGAAGCGCGUUACGCCAAUUAAUUCAAAAGCCGUCGUUUCGGUAAAAUAUUUAAUUUCAUCAUAUUAUAAUAAAAAGAUAUUGGUCACUUCGCAGAUUACUUUCCCAAGGCUAAUUGUAUCGCAAUCAAGCACAGCUCUCGCCUUUAAUUUGCGACAGGAGGUCUUGACGUUUACCGGAGAUCAGAGAGACACGCUAGCGAUGAAAAAGACGAUGUUUUCGAGAAUAAAACUGUCGUACGAUAUUCGCGCGAACUACCGUCCACGGAAUUGCGCCUCUCUAACUCCGAGAUUUGGAAUUUUUAUCGCAGUCUCACGCGCUCGGGAAUACGAUCCGUGCUUUCAAUACCGGAAACAAAUGGAACAUUUAUGGUGAUUAGAUUCGGUCGAUUCAAAGCAGAACGGUUAGACUCCACUAUGUAAGAAUGUCCAAGACUUAUGAUCCAUGUAUGUAUUUUCGGCCUUCAUUUGCUUUGGUAUUUUUAUUAGUGGUUAUUGAAACAGAUUUUGUGUUGUUGCAAUUUUACAUGCCACGUUUGUGAAGAUUAACCUUCUGUAACCCAUUUUCCGAUUGUUAUUGAACUACUCUAACGAUAUUAUUCCUCCGGGAAGUGUUGAAUAUCUCGGAAGUAUAUGAAUCACAAUAUAUCUAUAGUUGUAAAAAUAGCUUUAGGAAGUUACCGUGAGUUAUAGAAGGUUGAUGUAAAAAGAACACCUAUACGAUUAUGUAAAAUGUUGCAGAACUAUUAUUACCUCUUUCAUUUAACGAAUUCUUUGAUCAUUCCCGAGCCAAUGUUUUCGUUGUAAUAAAUUAUUUUAACAGUGAUUAUAUAGGUAUUUAAAUUUAUAUUCAACUUUCAUUAAUAUGCAAAUCAUUAUUAACAUUUUUUCUCAACUAUUUCGAAUAAUUUUAAUACUUAUUUUAAUACUAAAUUUUGCGAUACUUUAUUGCUAAAAAAAUAUUUAACAUUAACAAUUUAAAAAUUGUAAAAAUAAAAAUGUGUUAUACAAUCACACACGAAUCUCCUUAAUAUAUAAAUUAUGUAGUGAUGGGAGAAAUCGUAGAUGAAAGAAGUAGCAGUUCUUUCUGUGUAACUUAAGUUUCACUCUUAAUUAAUUGGCCGAGUUAAAUACACUAUUCCAUUGUAAAAAUGCAAAAUGUAAAUACGAUAAUCAAUGUUGUAAAUUAUUUAUAUGUUUUCUUUGAUACUCACUUACCGAGGAUAAACGAUCUAGAAGGCGAUAAAGGAAUUGCAAUGGAAUUGAACAGAGAUACAUAUUGGAAUAAGCGCGUAAAUUUUUUCCGACAUUUCUCUCCACAACUACCUUCUCUCUCUCUCUCUCUCUUUCUCUCUUUUUCUCUCUCUCUCUCUCUUACUCGUUUUACGCACCGUGAUCUCGAAAAGAGAACUUUUCAAUGCUAAUGUUAAAUCAAGAGUCUAAAAUAUAUUCUACUACAGUAAGAUUAUUAUUCUUAAGCACUGCGAAGUACGAAAAAGCUAUUCUAAUGUGUACCGUUGUACUUAUAUCGCUACUUGUACCGCUACUAUUAUCGCUAGUAUGUACUCUAACGCUAACUACUGUUACUAUAUUUGCAGCAACGUGCGAAACUUUUCCGUCUAAAAACAUAAUAUACACGAGAGACACGCCAAUAUAAAUACACGACACACAUACGUGCACAUAUUAUAUAUAUAUAUAUAUAUAUAUAUAUAUAUAUAUAUAUAUAUAUAUGUGGCCACACAUACGCACACAUAUACCCGAACAUGCAUCCGUUCGGCACACAUGAGAAACACGAACAGAGACACUUAAUAAACGUCAACAUCAUUGUUUUACGAACUUUCUGUGAUAAUUAUUAACAAUCAUUAAAUACGAAGAGAAACACUAACGUACGUGAGGGAAAUGGAGAAGGUGCGAGAUGGCGGAAAGAUAACGAGGGAUGGAAAAAGCACGUUGAAACGAUGGGGGAGAGUACGGUGCUGAGAGAUGGGACGAAAAAAGCGUCUUGUUACGUGAUAUAAAAAUUAUUGUUCCGUAGUUUGUUGUACGUAAUCGAUGAUCUGUUGAAUCGAUGGUGAGAAAUGGUUGCAAUUGCUCUGAUUAUGCAAUCGAUAUGAUAAAAAGGAAGAAAAAACAAAUAAGAGAAGUAAAGAAGCAGAGAGCGAAUGCAACAAAUAACGCGACCUCGAGACGUUGCUCGGUUAUCACAAAAAUCUAAGCGCAUUGUUAUUUUGUAUGGUCUCAUGCGUUUUUUCUAAAUGACGAGACAUCGUGACAUCCGAUAUAAUGGUGAUUAAUAAAAAUAACUUCAAGCACA